AUGACAAACUUGCUUCUUGAUGUUGUUCAUAAAAUAAAUGCUGGUUUUGAGGAUCAUCACUAUGUACGAGCUGUUUUAUUAGAUUUUCAAAUGGCUUUUGAUAAUGUUAGUCAUCGAGGGUUGCUUUUUAAGUUGGAGAGGAAGGGCCAAGAGAGAGCACUGCAAUGGUUCGAGAGUUAUCUUACUGUACGAACCGUUCAAACAAUAUUAGAAAGUGUAGCGGCUAGUCCUGUGAAAAUUGAUAAAGGAGUUCCGCAAGGUUCGGUACUAGAUCCGCUACUCUUUGUAUUGUACAUUGGUGAUUUACCAUUAAAAAUUGAAAGCAUCAUUAGAUUGUAUGCUGAUGAUGCUCUUCUUAUUUGUCACCAAAAAGAUCCACUUGUCGCUACUGAGAUCUUGAAUAAAGUUCUUGAAUGA
Didymodactylos carnosus is the source of this 417-nucleotide messenger RNA. Lineage: Eukaryota; Metazoa; Rotifera; Eurotatoria; Philodinida; Philodinidae. The record is from the annotation of a GenBank genome assembly.